AAUCGAAGACUGAGACCAUAAACGACGAAUCCCAACCAGUCGACUACAGCAGUCGUCAGUCGUCGACAACGUCUCUCAUCCCCCUGUGCAACACCUUUUUGCUGAGGCGCGCACAGUGCAACAGAAGCAGCAGCAGCAGCAUCAGGCGUUGUGGCAACAACACAAACAAGAACAACAACAGCAAUUUUGACAACGGCCACGCGCAGAGAGCAGCAUCAAAAUUAAGCCAAUCGACGAGCUAACCUAAAACGCAGCGUCGCGUCCAUCGACGCGGAACGGACAUUUCUGUGUGCGCUGCGUUUCAAAAAUCUGAUGGAUGGAAAUGCACAAAAUAUGUUUCACGGAAAUCAUCAAGGAGAUCCCUAUUACCGUUAUGAUGCGGCCGCCGCAGCAGCAGCCGCCGCGGCGGCAAAUCCUCGGGCCAUGGGCCCACCCGGCGGCUAUCCGCCGCGUCAUCGAGCGCCGCAUCCGCUACAGCAACAGCCACAAUAUCCAUCGUACCAGCCAACGGCGGAGAACCUCUACGGUUUGGGCGCCACGGAUCAGCAUGCCGCCAUGGGUGUCGGCAUGGGUGAUCUAAGUGGAUGGGGUGCGGCACCCUCCGUGUCUGUGCCCGGCCAGGCGGCAGCCUACCCGGGCGCUGGGUUAGGCGCCUAUGGACAUCCACAGGCGGCGCCACCGACGCAGCAGCAGCGUCAGAGCAACGCCAGUGCCUAUCGCCAGCAUAUGCCCGCCUAUGGACAGCAGGAGCAACAGAAAUUGGCGCCCUACGGCGCACAACAGAGCAUGAUGGGUGGCCUGGGUGCCAGUGGCUAUGGCAGCCUGGCGCCCCAGCAGCAGCAACAGCAACAACAGCCACCCACGCCGCAGCAACAGCAGCAACAACAACAACAGCAGCAGCAGCAGAGCCAGCAGCAGGCUCGUCUGCCGCAGCACUAUCCCCAGGCGCCCGGACAGCAUCCGCUGUAUCCGGGAGCGCCGGCGCAAGCUGGCCAGCCGGCAGCACCGCAAGCGUAUGCGCACAGUCCCUACGGCAGUCCGAUGCAACAUCAGCCGGGUCGCGGGGCACCGCAGCAUGUGGGCUACGGCGUGGGCCAUGCGGCGCUGGAUCAGGCGAGCGCCUAUGGGCAGCAUGUGGUGCCCGGUGCGGCGCCACCGUCGCAUCAUCUGACCGCGCAGCAGCAGCAGGCUGCGCAGUUGGUGGGUGCACAUCCCAGCGCACACAUUGCCUCAGCCCAACAGCAGCAGCAGCAGUUGCAGUCGCAGCAGCAGGCCCAGCAGCAAGCCCAGCAGCAGCAACAGCAGCAACAACAACAACAACAGCAGCAGCCCAAUCAUGUUAGCCUGAUGCAGCAGCAGCAGUUGCCAGGCGCAGGAUUGCCGCCGCCGCACAUGGGCAUGCCGCCCAGCUAUGGCAGCCACCAUCAGCAACAGGCACAGCAGCAAGUGCAACAACAGCAGCAGCAAGUGCAGCAACAACAGCAAGCGCAACAGCAGCAGGCGCAGCAGCAGCAACAGCAGAGUGCACCGCCCUACAUGUCCAGCAGCAAGCAUCAGGCGGCGGCACAGCUCAACUCCUCACCACAGUAUCGUGCACCAUUCCCACAGCUCUCCCCGCAGAUGUCGCCACGUCCGCCGACCAUGUCGCCGCAUCCACAGAUGUCGCCACGGCCGGUCGGUGUCUCGCCAGCGAAGCCGCCGCAAACGGCGCAACAAGCGCAGCAGCAACAGGUGCAACAGCAGCAGCAGCAGGUGAACUCACCCAGCCAGCACAGCAUACAGGGCAUGGUGGGUCUGCCCUCGCCACGCCCUCCACCCACGAGUGCAACGUCGGGCGCCAAGGUGCCAGUGAGCGUGGCCCCUGGCGUUGGAGUUGGCGUUGGAGUGCCGCCUGUCGUGAAUACGCUGCAAGCACUCGAACAAAUGGUUAUGCCGUCGCAAGCACACGGACUGCCGCCCAUGGAUUAUCCUUCGUCGUAUCGCAGCGCCGCUGUGAUGGGACCGCGCAUGCCCGCCUCACCCUCGCCCCAGCAUCAUCAGCAGUGGGGAGCGCCGCACAUGGCAGCCAUGCAGCAGCAGCAGGCGCCACAGCAGCCACCACCACAACAGCAACAGCAGCAACAACAACAACAGCAGCAGCAGCAGCAACAACAGCAGCAGCAACAGCAAGCGCAGCAACAACAGCAGCAAGCGCAAGCGAAUGCGCUGCUACAACAACAGCAACAGGCGGCAGCAGCGGCCGCGGCAGCUGCAGCAGCAGCACAGCAACACCAACAGCAUCAACUGAGCAUGUACGGCCAGAGCAUGGGACAACAACAGGUGCCAGUGCCGGUGCCAGUGCCAGUUGCAGUGCCGCCCCAGCAGCAACAACAACAGCAGCAACAGGCGCAAGCAGCAGCCACAGUGCAGCAGCCAGUGCAACAGCAGCCGCCGACACCAGUUGCUGUGCCCGUGCAGCAGCAGCAGUUGCAAUCACAGCAGCAGCAGCAGCAAUUGAAUGAGCAACUGCAGCAUUCCAUCAACGAUAUUGUUGGAGGCAACAGUCAGCAGCAAGCGCAGAUGUCUGCGCAAAUGUCAUCGUCACCGUUGCAUCAACAGAGUCUGCCAAGCAUGCAUCAUCUAAGUGCAGCGCAUCACCAGCAGCAACCCUCAAUGGAGACCAACACAGCGGUUGCAGUAUCACAGCAGCAGCAACAGCCGACGCAUCAGCAACUGCAGCAACAUCAGUCGCCCAUACAUCAACAGCAAUCGCCGUUGCAGCAGCAGCAGCAACAUCAACAGCAGCAACAACAGUUGCCAAGCUAUGCGCAGUCAAACAACCAACAACAGCAGCAGCAGCAACAACAACAACAUCAGCAAUUCGAUGCAUUUGCCAAUAUACUCGGUGACACACAACAACAACAGCAACCAGCUGCAACUCAGCAAAUCAUGUCACCAGCGCAUGUGAGUUCCCCAAUACCGCAGCAAAUGCAACAGCAACAACAGUUACAGCAGCAGCAACAGCAGGCAAGCGUGCAACAGCAACAACAGCAGCAGCAACAAGCAUCUGUGCAGCAGCAGCAGCAGCAACCACAAUUGCAACAACCAGCGACGCCAACGCCGUCAACAUCGUCGCAUCAUCUGAGCAGUAUACUCAACGAGACGGCCAACUCGAAUGAUUCAUCCACACUCGCGGUGGCUGCCAACGACAGCAACAACAGUAGCAGCAACAGCAGCACUAACAGCAUCGUCAACAAUCAGCCCACCUCAGUGCACGACAGCAACUCACAGAGCAGCAUCAACAGCAAUAAUCAACAACCGUUGCUCUCUGGCAUGGAUGCGGUGGCCAGCAGCAUGCUCAACAGCAAUUCAGAGUCCGCACACACCACACAUCAUGUAAGUGGCGUCGAUGUGGGACUCUUUGACAACAACUCGAUGAGCUCGACGAGUGCAGCGGCUGUGCAGGCUGCCUCUAAUGCCGCCUCAGCAGCAGCUGCUUUGCUCGACAGCAAUUCGCAAUCCUCGAAUGCGGAGUUUGAGAAGAGUGUCUGCGAGCCGGAGGCACCAAACGCUGGCGAGCUGUGUGCGCAGCUGGCGCAGGAUGAGAACAGCAGCGUGUCCAAGACGCAGACGGAAACACUGAACGAAUCAACGUUGCCGCCAGUGCAUGAAGACAACGAUUCCAGUCACAAGCAGCAGCAGCAGCAGCAACAACAGCAGUUGAACACAGAGGAACUCUUGGAGCAGACGCAGCAAACGCUGAGUGAACUUUCCGCCGUCGCUGGCGAAGAGAACAAGUCCGUCGAUGACAUGUGCGUCGACGAGAAGGCAGCACAGCAGCAGCAAACACAGUCGCAAUCGCAGCAAAUGGAUCCAUCACUGACGCAGCCAACGCAGUUAGGUCAACAGACGCCAGUUGGCAUGGGCAUGCAAGCGAUGCCGCCUCAUCCCAUGGCCGGCUAUGAUGCCCAGCAAGCGGGAGGCGCCGCAGGACCUCAAGGACCAGCCUCGCAUAUGCCACCAUCAAUGAUGCCACCCUAUCCGGGAGCAGCUGGUGGCAUGUAUCCUCCGUAUCCGAUGCUGCAUCAACAGGAGAUUGCAGCGCUGCAACAACAAAUACAGGAAUUGUACUGCAUGCCGCCCGGUCAUGAGCAUCAGCAUCAGGAGAAACUAAUGCGACUGCAGGAGCGACUCAAUCUGCUGCAGCAGCACGAGCUGGCAGAACAGUGUGCCGGCGGACCGCAGUGUUUGCUCUACCAGAACAUGCCGCCAAUGUAUGGCAACAGUGCGAUGCACAACCAGAUGGUCGAGAGCCCGCAAGUCUCCAGCACAACGGGACGUGGUCGGGGCAAGGGCGCCAACAAACCGCGCAAGCCACGUGCUAAGAAGGGCGACAAGUCGCAACAGCAGCAGCAACAACAGGAGCUGAUGGACAUCAGUGGCAAUGUUGUUGUGGCGGCCGCAAGCGCCAGCAGCAGCAGCAGUGGCAUACCCACCACUCAGUUGCCAGUGUCCGAGGAUUGUGUGACUCAAGGUGCGGGAGAUACGAGCGUGGUGGGUCUGCUGGAGUACAGCGAGGGCAUGGGUGAUUUGUCGCAGGAUGUGCACUCAGCCAAUGAGCUGGACACCUCCACCGAUGGCAGCGGCAAGAAGAAGAAGCCGCGCAAGCCACGCACUCCGAAGGAUCCCAACAAGCCACCUAGAGAUCGCACGCCCAAGGUGAAGAAGCCACGUGAUCCCAACGAUCCCAAUUCAACCGAGUCGCCAGCAGCUCGUAAGCGUCCCAGUACAAGCAAACGACGCAAGCAGUUUGGCGAUGAGGCGUCGGAGCAAACCGGCGAGGGCAGCGAACAGGAGGACAACAAACCGUUGCUGCCCAAAUCGGGCAGUGGUGGCGACGGCGAAGCCGAGACCAGCGGUGGUGCUGGCGCCGGUGUCGAUGGUGAAUCCCCUGACUAUGAUGAUAUACCCGUCUCGAAGAUACCCCGGGGCGCCAACGAGGAUGACAAGGAUGCCGAGGCCGGCGAUGAGACCGUGGACUCGGUGCCCGACUCUGCUGGCGAUGCGGCAAGCACACCCAGUCGUCGGGAUCGCAAGCGUUCGACGGCACGCAGUCGUCGCAAUGCCACCUCUGAGGAGGGCGGUAGUGCACGUCGCAAUCGGGGAUCGCUCAGCGCCAAGGCGUUGAAGAAACGACGCAAUCGCGGACGUAUUGUUCCCGAGUCAGAUGGCGAGGACGAUACCAUGGAUCGUACGCCACCGCCAUCACCCCCACCCGACUCUGAACUUGACUCGAAUAAGCGACGUUCCUCUCGGAAUACGCAACGCAAGAAGUACAUCGAUGAUGUGAUGCUGCGCUUCUCUGACGAUGAGAACUCGCUGCUGGUCGCCUCACCCGUGAAGAAGGAAAAGAAGUCCUCAUCAUCUGCGAAUGCCGCCAACUCGAAUGCCGGCAGUGAUGUGGAGAAGGCCGAGCCACAAUCUGGCGCAGAGGGCGAGGCUGGCAGCUCGGCUGGUGAAGAGAAACCCUCGCUGGCCAACGAAGAUAACAACAGUCAGACUGAAGCCAGCUCUAGCACAGCAGCUGCGGAGAAGGCUGAACGUCAAAGCGCCGCAAACGAGGCAGCCGCAGCAGCUGCAAUGUCCUCGAAGCCCAACUAUGUUUACAUCAACACUGGCGACGAAGACAGCAUGGUUGUGCAAUUCGUACUCGCUCUGCGCAUGGGCAAACGCGAGUUAAUACCAGAACAGCCAAAAGCAAAGACACCUGAACCUAAGGCUGAAGGUGAAGAGCCUGAGGCAGAAGCAGAAAAGUCCGAAAAGGAUGCUGCGGAGAAAACUGAAGAGAAGGAAAAAUCUGAUGGAGAGGAUGUUAUCAAAUCAGAUGAGGCCAAGGAGACUACAUCUGAGGUCAAAACUGAAGAGAAGAGAUCUGAAACCGAAGACAAAAUGGAAGUAGAAGAAAAACUUGAGGAGACUAAGCCGGAGGAGUCCGAUAAAGCUCCAGAAGCCUCAGAAAAGGAAGACGAAACCAAAAUGGAUGUAGACGAACCUGUCGUCGAGAAGGCGGAGAAGGCGGAGAAACCAGAAGAAACUGAGACCGACAAGGUAGAGAAGUCGGAAACUGAGGAGGAACAAAAGGAGGCCAAGACUGAUGAGGAAGAAACCCCAGCUGAGCCAAAGACCGAAGAUGACACUAAAGAGGAAAAAGAUACUGAGAAAGAAAAAGAGAUCGAGAAAGAAGAACAGCCCGAAGAAGCAGCUGCUGAGAAAAUGGAAGUAGAUGCCGAAGUCAAGGAGGGCGAAGAUGAGGCAACUAAAGAAGAGAAGCCUAAAGAGGCCUCAGAUGCGGAGGCCACAGACGAAACAAAGGCAGAAAAAGAUGGCGAGACAGAGAAACCCGCCACAGAGGAAACCGCCACCGAAGGAGAUGAUAAGGACAAAGACAAGACUGAGUCCGACGAGCCUAAGGGAGAUAAACCGGAGCCGGUGUUUAUCGAUGUGGAGGAGUACUUUGUCAAAUAUCGCAACUUCAGCUAUCUGCAUUGCGAGUGGCGCACUGAGGAGGAGCUGCUUAAGGGCGAUCGUCGUGUGGCUGCCAAAAUUCGACGCUUCCAGCAGAAGCAGGCACAGCAGAUGAACAUCUUCGAGAACAUCGAGGAGGAACCGUUCAACCCCGACUUUGUGGAGGUCGACCGUGUGCUGGACAUGUCCGUGCAUACAGAUGAGAACAGCGGUGAGACCACUAAGCACUAUUUGGUCAAGUGGAAGUCCUUGCCUUACGAGGACUGCACCUGGGAGCUGGAGGAAGAUGUCGAUAACGACAAGAUCGAGCAGUAUUUGCUCUUCAACAAAAUACCGCUGCGUUGCGAGUGGAAGAGCCGCAAGCGUCCACACCCGGAGCAGUGGAAGAAACUGGAGAAGACGCCCAUUUACAAGAGCGGCAACAGUUUGCGCCCAUAUCAGUUGGAGGGUCUCAAUUGGUUGAAGUUCUCCUGGUACAAUUCACAUAAUUGCAUCUUGGCCGAUGAAAUGGGUCUGGGCAAGACCAUACAGAGUUUAACGUUUGUGCACUCGGUGUACGAAUAUGGCAUUCGAGGUCCCUUCCUGGUCAUUGCCCCACUCUCCACCAUACCCAAUUGGCAGCGUGAGUUCGAGGGCUGGACUGACAUGAAUGUGGUUGUCUAUCACGGUUCCGUGACUAGCAAACAGAUGAUACAAGACUAUGAAUUCUACUACAAAACAGAUAGUGGCAAGGUGCUCAAGGAGCCCAUCAAGUUCAAUGUGCUUAUCACCACAUUCGAGAUGAUUGUCACCGAUUACAUGGAUCUGCGUACCUUCAACUGGCGACUCUGCGUAAUUGAUGAGGCGCAUCGCCUCAAGAAUCGCAACUGCAAACUGCUCGAGGGUCUUCGUCAACUGAAUCUUGAGCAUCGCGUGCUACUCUCGGGUACACCGCUGCAGAACAACAUUAGUGAACUUUUCUCACUGCUAAAUUUCUUGGAGCCCAGUCAGUUCUCUUCUCAGGAGGAGUUCAUGUCUGAAUUUGGUAGUCUGCGCACCGAGGAGGAAGUCAAUAAGCUGCAAGUGCUGCUCAAGCCCAUGAUGUUGCGUCGUCUCAAGGACGAUGUGGAGAAGUCCCUCGCACCCAAAGAGGAAACUAUUAUUGAAGUGGAGCUGACAAACAUUCAAAAGAAAUACUAUCGCGGCAUUCUGGAACAGAAUUUCAGUUUCCUCAAGAAGGGAACAACAUCGGCGAAUAUUCCCAACUUGAUGAACACCAUGAUGGAGUUGCGGAAGUGCUGCAUUCAUCCGUACCUCCUCAAUGGAGCCGAGGAACAAAUUCAAUACGACUUUAAGGCACAGCAUGGCGAGGAUCCCGAAUCCUAUUACAAGAAUUUGAUUUUGUCCGCCGGUAAAAUGGUCUUGAUUGACAAACUGCUGCCCAAGCUGAAGGCAAACGGACAUCGUGUGCUUAUCUUCAGUCAGAUGGUGCGCUGCUUAGACAUUCUUGAGGAUUAUCUUGUGUAUCGCAAGUAUCCGUUUGAGCGCAUCGAUGGGCGCAUUCGUGGUAAUCUGCGACAGGAGGCCAUCGAUCGAUACUCCAAGCCCGGCUCUGAUCGUUUUGUGUUUCUACUCUGCACAAAGGCUGGAGGAUUGGGCAUUAAUUUAACUGCUGCCGAUACGGUCAUUAUCUAUGAUUCCGAUUGGAAUCCACAGAACGAUCUGCAGGCGCAGGCGCGUUGCCAUCGUAUUGGCCAACGUAAGAUGGUCAAGAUCUAUCGUCUAUUGUGCCGCAACACCUACGAACGCGAAAUGUUUGACAAGGCAUCGAUGAAACUGGGUCUGGACAAAGCUGUGUUGCAGUCAAUGAACACGCAGGGCUCCAAGGAUGGCAACAACAAGCAGUUAUCCAAGAAGGAAAUCGAAGAUUUGCUCAAAAAGGGCGCAUAUGGCGCAGUCAUGGACGAUGACAAUGCAGGCGAUAAGUUCUGCGAGGAAGAUAUUGAUUCGAUUUUGAAGCGUCGCACCCAGGUUAUUACCAUGGAGUCGGAGAAGGGUUCCACUUUCUCGAAAGCCUCGUUUGCCGCCUCUGGCAAUCGAUCCGACAUCACCAUCGAUGAUCCCGAUUUCUGGACCAAAUGGGCUAAGCGUGUCGACAUUGAUCCCGAUGCAUGUGAACGCGAUGAGACCGAAGAUUUGGUGCUCUCCGAACCACGACGACGCACUCAGAUUAAGCGCUACGGUCACGAGGAUGUGAUGGAGAUAAACUCAGAGGAUUCCUCGAAUGAAAACAGUGACGAGGAAGGCGGUAUAGGUCUACGAUCGCGUCGGCGCAAGGAGAAGCGCAAUCGCAACCAAGAGAAGAAGGGACACGAAGAGUAUAUACCACGGGAGCGCGACGCUUUGGCUGCUUUGGGUCUGGAGGAGAUUCAAUACGGCAACUGGGCCAAAUCCGAGUGCUUCAAGGUGGAGAAAGGUCUACUCUCUUACGGUUGGGGACGCUGGUCAGAAUUGCUGGAGAUGGGACAAUUCAAGCGCGGCUGGCGUGACAUUGACGUCGAGGACUGCGCACGCAUCAUUCUGCUGUACUGCCUGCAAGUGUACAAGGGUGACGAGAAGAUCAAGACGUUCAUUUGGGAUUUGAUUACGCCCACAGAGGAUGGCGAGGUGCAGAAGAUCAGCAGGGAUCAUAGUGGCCUACACAAUUUGGUGCCGCGAGGACGCAAUGGUGGCAAGUCCAACAAGGAGAUGACUGGCAGCUCAACGCCAGCUCCUGGCACCGCCUCGGGCAGCAACAGUGGCAACACAACUCCGGCUCACAAGUCCAGCGCUCUCGAGGGUCCUGGCGAUGGCAAGGAGGGCGGCAUUAGCGCUAGUGCUGUGGCCGCUGCCGUUGUGACGGCACCGCUAAGCAUCCACGAUCCGAAUCAUUGGAGCAAGAAGGAGAAGUACGAUGCGGAUGCGUAUCUGGAGGGCGCCUACAAAAAGCAUUUGGGCAGACACGCGAAUAAGGUUCUGCUGCGUGUUCGGAUGCUCUACUAUAUACAGCACGAGGUCAUUGGCGAGUUUGUGCAGCAGAUCAAGGAUAAUACGCCCAUCAGCGAGCUCCCCAUUCGCCCGCCGCCAACGCCCGAUCAAGUGCCAUCCUCAUGGUGGAAUCCCAUUUGUUGUGAUAAGAGUCUAUUGGUUGGAACCUACAAGCAUGGCUGUGAAAUGUAUCGUCAAAUGCGCGCCGAUCCUAAUCUGUGCUUUGUCACUCACGUGGGCGCCGGUGCCGGUGACGAUUUGGCCGUCACGAAUUUGCCGAUAAAUGAGGACGAUGCAAAUUCCAAGCACGAUGACGGCGAUGAGGUGGACGAUGAUGGCACCACCACGACAAAAGACUCGGAUUCCACCAAGCUAACUGCGGGCGACAACAAGGACUCACUAGAUCCAGAGCGUCCCAGUUCGUCGGGUAAGAGCGAAAAGAGCGAAAUCAGCGGCGCCGCCAAAGGCAAAAAUUCAAAUUCAAAUCAAAAUCAAAAUCCAAAUCAAAAAGCCAACGAGGAAGCCGUCACGGGCGAGGGCAAUGGCAGCGCCGUCGAGGCGGACGCCCAAGCAGCGUCAGCUGGCAACGAAGCGCUAACCGAAUCGGCACAAAAUCCAGAAAAAGAUAAUGCUAAAAUUGAUCAAGAAAAUGAAAAUAAGGAUCAUGAAAAUGAUAAAGUGAAAGACGACGCACAACCGCCCGCCAACGAGGCAUUAGCUGCUCCCGAUGCCGAUGCAGAUGCCACCAAAGGCGCCAGCGAUGCGAAGGCCGAAGCUGUCGUUGAUGCCGACUCCUCGAGCUCAACGCCAGGCGGAGGCGCUGAUGCUGAUGCGUCGGCAAGUGUUGAGGCGUCUGCGGCAGCUAAUGUCGCGUCCGCGUCCGGGUCGCCGUCAACCACAACCACAACAAGCGCGGUGGACAUUGAAAUGGAUGAGGCUAAGAGCAAAGCCCAAACGGCCAAGGCCGCUGCGCCAGCUGAUGGCGAUGCCGAUGAUGCCGCUGCCAUUGCUCCGGUCGAGACCGGGUCAGACUCAUGCACUAACAACGCCACCACCACAAACAUCAAACCAACCACCACCACCACCACUACUACUACUACUAUUAUUACCACCAUUACCAAUCCAUCAUCCACCACAACAACAACAACUACGACUACUGCAACGACCCCUGCGGGGAGCGGGGAGUCGUCGACGGGUCAAAACUCCGAAAAUGCUAACUCCAACUCAAAUUUAGGCUUGGACGAGGAAGAGUCCGUUGCGGGCAGCUAUCCACCCACUCUGGUGGCCGUCGAAGAUGCCACUCUCUGGCCAUCCAUGCAGGAUCUCAACACACGGCUGCGACGUGUCAUCACCGCCUAUCAGCGCAACUACAAGAAGGAGGAACUCAAGCAACAGCAAAAGGCCAAGCUACAGGCGCUGGUCUCAUCGACACCGCCGCUGUCGGUGCCCACCACACCGACCCUGCAAUCGAUGCAAAUGCAGAUGCAGAGCGCUGGCGGCAAUGUUGGCAAUGUCGGCGUCGGCAAUGUCUCGGCCCAAGGCGGCAGCAGCGGCGGAUCAGUUAGCCAACUGCAGCAGCAACUCGACUCGAGCAAUCGCAGCCUGCAGGCGCUGAUGCAAUCGCAAGGUGCCAGCACCUCGGCAGCCGCCGCCGCAGCGGCCACGGGUGCCGCAUCCUCUAUGCAACACGGAUUGAGCCAGCAUCAACAGCAGCAGCAGCAACAACAGCAGCAACAGCAACAACAACAGCAGGUGGGAACUGUCAGUGGAUCUACAGUGCCGGCAAUGCCAACGGCUGCUGAUAUUAGCCUGAUGCUGAGCAUCCUCAACACCACCGACGUCAGUCAAUUGGCCAAUUUGGACAUCAACAAACUGGCCAUGUAUUUGGUCAGCAUGAACAAUAAAAUGGAACGCCAGGGCAAGAUGGAACUGGCGGCCAAGGAGCGAGAGUCUCAACGCCUGCAGCUGAUACCCAAAAAAUGGAAUCGUCGCGAGGAAUACGAAUUCCUGCGUGUGCUCACCGGCUAUGGCGUCGAUAUGCAACUUAGCACGCCUAUGGGCUCCAACAACAACAACAGCAGUCAACAGACUCCAGACUGGACCAAAUUCAAGCAAAUGGCACAUCUGGAGCGCAAGAGCGACGAGACCCUCAGUGACUACUACAAGGUCUUUGUGGCCAUGUGCCGCCGACAGGCAGGCCUCAAGCUCGCUGAAAACGAGCGUGGCUUGGAGGGCAUCAUCGAGGAAGUGGAGAAGGAGCAUGCCAAGCUCAUACUUGAUCGUCUAGAGCUGCUGGCCAAGCUGCGUGAAGUGGCGCGCAAUCCACAGCUCGAGGAGCGUCUAAAACUCUGCGGCAUGAAUGCAGAUACACCUGACUGGUGGGAACCGGGACGCCACGACAAGGAAUUGAUUGCUGCCGUACUGAAGCAUGGCUUAUAUCGCUCGGAGACCUUUAUCUUUAACGACCCGAACUUUAGUUUCUCCGAGUCGGAAAAGCGUUUCAUACGCGAACUCGAGGCUCAACUGCAGCGCACCAUCAAACUAGAAGCAUUCAAUGCAGAGGCCGAAAAGGCGGCGGCAGCAGCUGCGGCUGCAGAGAAAGCCGCUGCAGCGGAAAAGGCAGAAAAAGCCGCUGCUGUGAAGCACGAGGUUAUCGACCUGGAUGAUGAGCUGCUCACCAAGGAGAGCGUUAUCAAGAAGGAGUCGCCUGUGAAGGCUGAAGUCAAGCCAGAAGAAAACGCUGAGAAUACAAAGUCUGAGGCGGAAGACAGCAGCACCGAGCAGGAGAAGAGCAAGGUGACUGAGAAAGUCGAUGAAUCUGCAGAAGCUGUAACCGCCGAGAGCGCAGAAAAAGAAGCCUCCAGCGAAGACAAGCCGAGUAGUGAAGCCGCUAAGGAAUUACCCGCUGAAAAGGUCGACGACGAAGUCGAGGAAGUUAAGACUAAAGACAGCGAGGAGAAAAUGGAAGUAGACGAACCCAUUGCGGAGAAUGGCAAUGAGAAGGAAGCUGCAGCAGAGGGAGAAACCCCAAGCUCAACCGAAAGUGACAAACCCGCAACUAAAACAGAGGCUGACGAGGAGUCUGCAACGGAGGAGAAAAAAUCCACCGAACAGGCGGAAGAAACCAAAAUGGAUACAGAGACUACCGUCGAGAAGUCAGCAGAGUCUGAUGAGAAAGAAGCAGUCGAAGCGACCGCUGAAAAGGAAGAAGCAACUCCCGUUAAAGCUGAGGCAGCUGGUGAAGAAACCGCAGCAGUUGAGGCAGUCAAGGAAGCUGCUGCAGAGCCCGAGAAGGCAACAACUCCUGCCCCUGAAGUCGUCGAGGCCAAGAAGACCGAAGUUGUCGACGAAGUCACAGAUCUGACAGAAGAUGACAAGCCGGCUCCCGAGGAGAAGCCCUCUCUCAACGCAGAGAAGCAGCCUAGUGAGCAAGAGAUACUCGAUCUGGUUGCCGCACCCACCGAUCCCGACGACGACGAGGUUAUGAAGGAGAAAGAAAAAGCCGUCGAGGAAGAGUGCAAGAAGCAGGCAGCCGAACUCAAAGCUCGUUUCCCCGACCUUGAGGUCAUACAGCCGGCAGCUAUUAAACAGCAGAAGCUCGAAAAGCCUAAGCUGGAAAUGUGCAUGAUCCGUUGGUUCAAGGACUUUGCCCUCGAGCGUCGCAUCGCACACAUCGUCUGCUGCGUGGAGAGCAACAAGUGGCCUGUGGACAAGCACUAUAGCGCUUUUGCUGGUUUAAAGGGUGCCACCGAUCUCAACAUUGCAUUGCACGAAUCGAUACCACACCUGAACAGCAUUGAGCGUCGCUCAACGACACCCGAUGUCAUCACCAUCACCACAGAUCAGGGUGUAACGAAACACCUGCAGGCCUCCCAAAUGCAACAGGUGGCCAGCAAUGCUGCCGUCGGAUCGGCAAACAACGUUGUCUCGGCCAACGUAAUGCCCACGGUCAAGACACCCACAGUGGUGCCGACAACGGCAUCGUUGCCAGGUCUGGAUGCCAGCAGCAUCAAUGCAGCGGUUGCUGCUGCUGUGGCAGCUGCUGCCAGUGGCGGCAAUGCCACCUCAUUGUCCGCUUUAUUGCCGGGCAUGUCGCUGAGUGCGGCAACCGGGGGCACUGGAGCAAGCGGUGUGAAUGCCGCGGGAUUGAAUGUACCCAGUGGUGUUGGCGUCUCGACUGCAGGCAAAAAGCGCAAGCGACACAUUGCCAUCGAUGUAGAGACGGAGCGUGCCAAAUUGCACGCGUUGCUCAACAGCUCAUCAAUGGCUCCUAAAGACUGGGAAAGUGAGAUUGCCAACAUGGAAGCGUUGACUGGUUCCUCAGGACGUCGUGGCGGCUCAGCGGCAGCUUCGUCUGCAGCCCUGAGUGGCAUGCAACCGCCACCAGCGCAUCAGCAUCCCUCACUCUCCCGGCAAUCCUCCGGACAGUUCAAUAAACCCGCUGUGCCGGCUCUUAAAACGCCGCCACCGUCAAUGGGCGCUCCCAUGGAUCUGUCAUCCAGCUUGCCCAAAAUGAACAUGACAGAAAUGCUUAAAACGGCGUCCAGCGCCGGAGCUAUCGAUCUAAGUGAAGUGCAGGACUUCUCCAUGCCCUCGAAGAAGUCGAGCGUGCAUGCCGCGCUUAGCUCAGCCUUCCCCUCGAUGGGCAGCAAGAGCAAGCUGGACGAUACGCUCAACAAACUAAUGAAAAAGAACAAUUGCACUAUUGAAGAGCCUGUAAUUGGCAAGGAGAAGAAGCGCAAGAAGCUGGACGAGAUUGUGCUCGGUCUUUCGGCGGCCAAGGAGCAAAAGACCUUCCCGGAUCCCUCGCUGCCAUCCUCAAAGAAGCCACAAAUCCCACCGAGUGUGUCGGUGACGCCGGCUAAUCUGCAAGCGCCAAGCCAGCAGCAGUCGAACCAGAAGCCCUUUACCAUCACUGUUACGACAGUGCCCGGAAAAUCCAAGAGCAGCAACCAAGGCAGCGGAAGCGGCGCUGGUGCAAGCAGCAGCUCGACGGGCAGCGGCCUAAGCGCCCUGCAGAACAUGACCAUGGGCGGCUUGUCCAGCAAGGACAGUCUGAAUGCCCUGCUGGCCCAGACAAUGGCCAGCGAUCCGCAAUCGUUCCUCAAGCAACAGCAAAAGAUGAUGCAAUAUCUGCCGCCAGCGCAACGCAAGGCUUACGAAAACAUGCUGGCCGAAAUGGAGCAGGCCAUGAAGCUCAGCUCCAAGUUCAACGCACCACACGACGUCAACAAGGUCAACAAAUGGCUGUCGGACAUGAGCAGCCCACUCGGCGAUCAGCUCAGCAUUGACUACGUUGGUGCAGCGGGCGGCAGCGCGAGCAGCAGCAACAGUCGACGAGGCAAUCGACAACAGAGCAGCAGCUCCAGUGCCCAACAGCAGGCGGCAGCGCUGCAGAAACAGCAGCAGCAGCAACAACAACAGCAGCAACAACAACAGCAGCAGCAACAACAACAGCAACAACAACAGCAGCAGCAACAACAGCAGCAAUCCAUGAGCGGACCUCUCGGCUUAACAGGCGAGGAGCCAGUUCCGGUGAUCAACAAGCAGACGGGCAAGCGUCUGGGUGGCAACAAGGCGCCUCAACUUAAGCGUCUGAUGACCUGGCUCACGGAGAACCCUAACUAUGAAGUGGAUCCCAAGUGGCUGGAGCAAAUGCAGAACCCCAUGUCGGCACCUUCGCCCAAGCCCAGCGUCAGCAACAUGGACAACAGCGGCAGCUACGGCGCUAGCAAAUCGCAUGGCGGCCGACCCUCCUCAAACUCCAGCAAUGCCUCUUCCAGCAGUCACACCCAGCAACAGCAACAGCCGAGUGCAGCCCAAUCGCCAGCUGGCGGCAAUUCGAGUGGCUCGUCGAAGAAAUCGUCGCGUCAAUCGCAAUCGGCUGCAGCCUUGGAUCAGGCAGCGUUGCAGUUUGGUUCGCUAGCCGGUCUCAAUCCCAGUUUGUUGGCUAAUCUCCCAGGACUCGGUGCAUUCGAUCCGAAGAAUCCGCUGGCCGCCUUCGAUCCUAAGAAUCCGUUGCUCUCAAUGGCGCCAUUUGGCGGCAUGCCCGGCAUGGGCAGUCUACCCGGUCUGGGCAAUCUCAACAAUAUGAAUCUGUUUGCCAGCCUGGCGGGCAUGGGUGGACUGGGCAAUCUGGCCGGCAUGGAUGCUCAGUCGCUGGCUGCGCUCAUGGCUGCUGCGGGACCAACGCUCGGCGGCCUCACGGGCAGCACGGGCGCGGGCUCCGGCAAGAGCCAAUCGCAGUCGAGCGCUGGCAACUCCGCCUCCGCAUCAUCUUCCUCAGCGGCCGCCAACAAGAAGAAGCAACAGCAGCAGAACGAGGCCGCUCAGUUAGCUGCAGCAGCAGCCGCCGCAGCGGUGGUGAACAGCGGUGCUGGUGGCAACUCGAGCGGUGGCAAGAAUGCUGCCGCUAAUGCUGCUUCUGCCGCACAACUGGCUGCCGGUUUUCCGUUCCUCUUCCCCAAUCCGUCAAUACUGUAUCCGCCCAUGAGUCUGGGCGGUCUCAACCCGUAUUCCCUGGGCUCUAGCGGUUUGGGAUCUGCGUACGAUCAAUUGGCACAGCAGUAUAAUCUGCUCAAUGGCGUGACCACGUCAUCGGCCGCACUCACCGGAACCACGCAGUCCUCCAAAUCGCAUCAGUCGCAGUCCUCGAAGUCGAGCAGUUCACGUGGCGCCGCCAAUGCUGCUGCGAACUCGGCAGCCAAUCUGAUGAACGCUAUGGCGAGCAUGAGCGGCGGCACGGUGACGACACCCUCCACCAGCAGCAGCUCCAGUCGCAGUCGCGGCCAGAGCAACAGCCAACGCAAUUCGUCCGCCUCUGCGACGCCCAGUGCCGCCGACAUGGCUCAGCUGUCCAGUCUGCUGAUGCCCGGUGCUGAUCCGCAUCUGCUGGAAUCGCUCAGUCGCAUGAGCAGCAUGGAUCUGGCGCAGGCAACGCGACUAAUGAGCUCCCUCGGCAUGCCACCAUUGCCCACGCCAAGCAGUUCCAACAGCAACAGCAGCAGCAGCUCCAGCGCCGCCAGCAAACGUGCUGCGGCCGCCGCUGCUGCGAAUGAAGCCUCUGCGAAGGAGCAACAAAAGUGGCUGGAGAGUCUGGCACGCAGCGCGUUGCCCACGGAUCUGGCUGCGCUGCAGGCCUUCUCACAGGGCAAAAUGCCGUCGACCAGCUCGGCCAGCGGUAGCUCGAAUAGCGCCAGUUCCUCAGCGGCCAGCAAGAGCUCGAAGGCGAUGGCAGCAGCGGCUGCUGCAGCGGCACAAUUGCCGCAAAUACCCGGCAUGUCCAGUGACUUCUCCCAGGCGCUGCUCGCCGAGAUGGCUGCCCAGGCGAUGGCAGCCGCAGGCGGGUCGUUGCCGCUCAGUGGUCCCGGCUCACUGGCCAGCUUGGCUGGCUUGACAGGAGGCGCCUCCAGUUCAGCGGGUGGCAGCAGCAGCAGCGGCAGUAGCUCAGCGGCGAAGCGACAACGCGAACAGGAUGCGUUCAAGCAGCAAAUGGACUUCUACACCAAGUCGCUGGGACUGGGAUCGGGCAUCUCGCUGAUACCUACAUCUUCGGCCAGCAGUAGUCUCAAUGCAGCAGCUGCCUACGCAGCAGCUCUCGAUGCCGAGCAACUGCAGCAGCAGCAACAACAGCAGCAGCACAAAUCGAAGCGAGCUCGCAGCGAAAUGCAUCCGACAAAGGAUGAGUUGGCUGCUGCCGCCUUGGCUGCAGGAUUGCCGUUGAAUCUGGGCGCAAGCAUGAGCACCAUCGAGAAGAGUCUGCGUGGCGUCGGCUCCUCGAGCAGCUCUUCAACACCAGCGCCGACGCCAACGCCGGAGCAGGACAAGGUGACGCUAACGCCACUCAACAGCGGGUCGAACGCCGCCUCCAAUGCGGCAAUCGCUGCUAAUUUGCCCUCGCAGACAACGAUCACGAUUGCGCCGCCCAUCAGCAGUGGAGCAAGCACCAGCAGUGAACGUUCCGAGCGCAGCGAGUCGCGCAUCUCGCUGACCAUCACAAAUGCCGCCGAUGCCGCAAAGUUGCCGCCACCCUACGAGGAGGCCGACGAGCUGAUCAUUCAGCCCAUUCUGAAGAAGCCAACGGCGCCGAGCAGCAGCCAUGGUGGCAGCGUUGAGGAUCUGGAUGCCAGCGGUGGCGGCAAUGCAGUGGCCAACUUGAGUGGUUCCAGCAGCAGUAGCUCAUCGGUUGCAGCAGCAGCUGCUGCAGCGGCGGCAGCAGCGGCAGCUGAGGAGAAUCGUCGCUCAUCGAAUCGUUUGAAGCGCCCGCGUUCGGGCACCGAACAUGGUGGCGCCUCAGCGGCUGAGCAACCGCCGGAAAAGCGUCGUGAGCUGCGCUCCACGCGCCACACACGGCAAUCGGCUGAUGCGGCAACGCUUAAUCUGUCAACGGGGAGCGAGUCAGAGGAGCGGAAUGAAUGAGUAAAACGAUGCUCCUAGCCAGACGACAGCGCCCCAGCGGCGGGCGUUCGAACCAGACAAGGCCAGAACAACAACAAUAAGAAGCAUAUGAAGAUGAUGACGAAGACGAAGACGAAUAUGAACCAAAAGCAGAAACAAACGGCGGCCAAUAACGCAAGCAGUAGGCACCGCACCAGAAACGCAAAUCGAGGUGCAACCGCAACAGCAUCCAAACUGAAAUCAAGGCUAAAUGUAACGAGUACGCGCACUAGAACGAGAGCGAGUGCCACAACGAGCACGAGCAUGCUAACGAGAGCGAGUAAAGGCUCUCGACGGAGAACAAGUUCUAGUAAACGAACGAGAACGAGUGCGAGAAGUACGCGAACUCGCGCUAGAUUGAGUAGUAGAUCCCUUAAGCUUAAAGUUGUGUAAAGUAUAAGUAAAUAACCCCAUUACAUAUAUAAAUAUUUAUAUAUAUAGUAUAUACUAUGUGCAUCUAUAUAUAUAUACACAUUUAUAUAUAGAUACGUUUGUAUGUAGCGAGUAGGAGGACUCAGAUAUUGCUGCUGUGCCAAGCUGCAGCUUCUGUUUGUGGGGUGGCGACUCGCUUCUCACUCUCUCACUUCGGGAUCCUAUUGUGCGUUUAACAACGAGCACUGCUGCAACUAUGCUCGCUGCUGCAACGACACCGGUGAACAUGGAGAUCGAGAGAGAGAGAGUAGUGAGAGAAAUCUCUAGCAGGAGCAGGCAACUGGGCAAUGUAUGUGAUCCUCGGCUGAACGGAGAACCUAACACAGCGGGAAGCAGCAUUAGACUGAAACCCCGCAACUGCUGCAACUAAUUGCGGGGCCUUCAGACUAAUGAUGCUGCCACAUCACGGUUCCCUAUAUUAUAUAUUAAAAAAGCGCUUAUAAUUUAAUUGUAAUUGCGAGGCAGCGAGAGAGGAGAGGCUGCUGUACUCGCUGCCCCGCAGAGAGGAAAAGGAAGAAGACGCAGAGAGUAAUCGGUUUAAAUUAUUGCAAAUUAUUAUUGUAAUCGAUAAGCAAAAUGGCAAAAAGCAGAAUGUUUCAACAACAAAAAACUAACUUACAACAGUUUCAAAUCGACACACCAUACACACAUAGAUACAUACACUCAUACACACACACCUAUUAUUAUGUAUACACAUAUAUAGAUAUAUAGGAUUAAUUGGGUUCAAAGCUGUCGUCCUUCACAAGAGUUAAUCUUAAUCACAAAACGAAAUGAAAAUGAAAACAAACAACCUGUACAUAUUUUAGUAUCUUUAAAAGACUCGCGUCACUUAAACGUUCUCGUCGAUCACAUCAGAUCGUGGAUCGCAUCAUGAAUUCUCUCUCCAUCUGUUUUGAAUACUUAUCUAUUAUUUUUAUAAUGCAUAUAUAUAUAUACAUAUAUAUAUGAUUAAUUGUGUGUGUAUGUCUAACCCUCCUUCAACUACACAGCACCCGAUCUUUAAAUCAUCUUCGUGUAUCCUCCGCACCCUUUUGUCGUCCUGCCUAUGUUAUAAUUGUGUACUCGCGCAAGUCCUAUAUCUAUAUAUAUAUAUACAUAUACAUACAUACCUUUAUAUAUAUAUGUAUACAUAUACAAUAUACUGACAUUGUCAUUGUCAAGAUCGCUUUUAAUUUCUAAUUUUAAUUAUGUAAUUAGUGAACAAUUUAUAUUAUUGCAUAAGUUUUAAUUUGUAUUUCGUAUGUUUUUAACAAUUGAAAAUGAUUUUUGUGUACUUGGAACGUAAAACAAAACCUACCAACCAACAAACUAAUCAGUAAACAAAAUUAUAACAACAAGAAACAAAUCACACAAAUGUUUAUUGGAAGAGAAAGAAAAUAGAUUUUUUUUUAAAUUAAUUCAAAACUUUUAUGUAUGUAUAUGCAAUUGGCGCGAUUAUUAGACGGCAAAAACUGGCUCCCAAAAACAAAAGCAUAAAUAUAUAUAUAUUGAAUAAUACAUAAACUAUAUACAUAAAUCAAAAUGGAAAUACUAUUUUGUUUGCACUUUGAUCCACUCAACAAAAAACAACAAACAAAAGAAUAAAAACAUUAACAGUUGCACCAACAGACAAGAGAAAAUAACAAUUUAAAUUAGAGAUGCUAAGUAUAAAUCUUAAUUAAAGUAUGAUAAUUACAACACAACUACAGCAACAACAACAAGAUAAAUAUAUGAAAAAUAAAUUUCCAAAAUUACAACAAAA
This is a messenger RNA of Drosophila sulfurigaster albostrigata, 20119 nucleotides long. RefSeq lists its product as uncharacterized. Gene Ontology annotation, cellular component: nucleus; chromatin. NCBI's taxonomy places the organism in Eukaryota, Metazoa, Arthropoda, Insecta, Diptera, Drosophilidae. Gene Ontology annotation, molecular function: ATP binding; DNA binding; ATP-dependent chromatin remodeler activity. Gene Ontology annotation, biological process: regulation of gene expression; chromatin remodeling. The record is from RefSeq and is a predicted model, not a curated record.